GUCACUUGAUGAAGUCUCUUGUUUCAGCCCAGGCCCCGGCACAAUCUAUAUACAUAUUUAGCCUAUUUAAAAAAACGUAUACAUAUAUAUCGAUAUAUGUAUGUGUAAAAAAGACGUCUGCCAAAGUAUUUGAUUCUGCUUGCUUUAUCCGCAGACGUCCACAGACGUCCACGGGGUUUCUUGUCUUCAGAGACGCGGCGUUCGAACAGCUGACCAGAAAAAGGCCGAGACAACAGUAACAAGGAAAAUAAAGUCCGCGGAUCAAAGUCGAAAACAACACGUUUAUUGACUUGACUUAAGACUCACGAACAACCAGAAGGAAACCUUAACCCGAAUCAACGAUCCCAAGAUCUAAAAAGAAAAGUUAAACCGCUUCAAGAAAAGAAAAAGUCAACGAAAUCCUUGUCUAAUAAUAUUGAUGAGUUUUGGGGAAAUGGACAUCACUAAGUAUUUGUUGCGCAUUGGUUUCAACCAUCCCACCGAACCGACCUUAGAGGUGCUGCGGUCGCUCCACAGCUUCCAUCUGCUGGCGGUACCCUUCGAGAACCUCACGCUGCACUGCGGGGGGCGGCUGAGUCCCGACCUCCACGCUGUCUACGACAAGAUUGUAAACCAGCGUCGGGGAGGCUUAUGCUAUGAGAACAACGGCCUCUUCUCUUGGUUGCUCUCCAAACUGGGCUUCGAGGUCACCAUCCUCUCAGGCCAGGUGAAGAACGCGAUCACCGGCUGUUACGGACCCCCCUUUGACCACCUGAUCUCCAUGGUUAGUCUGAAGGGUCGGCGUUGGCUGUGUGACGUCGGCUUUGGGAGUGCAGGUUUCAGCGUGCCCCUCUCAUUGGACGCCUGGGGUGAGCCCCAGACAACGGGCCAGCGGGUGUACCGGGUCAGGGAGGAGGGCGACCAACGCUUUCUGGAGUGGCGCGGGGAACCUGGUCAGGUGACGGACGGAGAGUGGAAGGGGAUCUAUAAAUUCACUCUGGAGCCUCGCAUGAGAGACAACUUUACCGCGAUGUGCGAUUAUCACCAGAGCUCCCCCUCUUCCAUCUUCUUCUGCAAGUCUGUUUGUACACUUCUGAAACCUGACGGAAGGCUGACCUUAGUGGGGAGCACGUUGACCACCACCACCUUCCGCACAGAUGAGAGCGCCUUCAAGACCAGCGGGCGGACGCUCACAGAUGAAGAGAUUCCUGUUGUUCUGGUAAAGAUGUUUGGAGUUGUGUUGCCGUCUCCCCUCAUCACGAAGGACGAGGACGUAUUGCCCCCUUCGGUCGAGUACUGACCGGUGGUCCAGAAAUACAUAUUCAAUUACAUUAC
Molecule: messenger RNA, 1314 nt
Organism: Gadus morhua (Atlantic cod)
Lineage: Eukaryota; Metazoa; Chordata; Actinopteri; Gadiformes; Gadidae
Product: arylamine N-acetyltransferase 2
Exons: 1
Coding region: 419-1279 (286 amino acids)
Molecular function (GO): arylamine N-acetyltransferase activity
Source: RefSeq, a predicted model, not a curated record